UGACAAGCGCAAGAAACAGUGAUAGAGAUCCGAGAAGAACUCGGUGUCUGUGAAAAAGCCGUAAAUAUUUAAAUUCCGCCGGAGAAAGAACCUUUCUGGGACGGUUUAUCAAUCAUUCCGGAGGUGGAAACAGCACCAGAUAAAAUAAAGUGACAUCAAAGCGGAAGUAGAACCGUAGGAACGUGCUUAAACUUUGCCCAAUAGUUGAUGCGUUGAUGCUAAUUCAGAACACAGAGGCUUUCGAUAUUGGGAGAAAGAAGCUGCAGGACCAGUUUUUCCUCUGACAAAAAGUAUCAAUCAGCUAAGCCAGAUUUCUGACUGAUAAGUCCGAGAGCGAAGAGGUGACGAGUGCGACGAAGGGCUGGAAUUUACAAAAUUGGGACAGCAUUGGACUUUGAGUUUGAGAGGUGGCGACAAGCUGUUCAAACAGAAAGCGAAAGUGAUUACAUAUAAGAUUUUUGUAAAGGAUUGGAAAUGGAGAAUAGUUCGUUGGAUAGCAGUUACACCAAUGCCGACGGUAGUAGGGCCAACGAUGAGCAGCAGGACAAGUGCAAAAGGAAUGGUGCGGCACCGCUGAUGAAGAUCAAAACGUACCUCUCGGCGCUGAGGCCCUGGUCCCUGUCGGCCAGUUUGGUACCGACACUACUCGGAGCUGCGAUCGCCUACCGAACGAUUGGCUUCCAGGAGUUCAACUUUCUAACGUUUCUUUUUACCAUCUUCACCGUCGUUACGGUACACUGCGCCGGUAAUGUCGUGAAUACGUACUUCGACUUUGUUAAGGGAAUCGACAACCGCAAAUCGGACGACCGAACGCUGGUGGAUCACAUCCUGAGUAAGGAUGAGGUCGUUACCUUAGGAGCUCUGCUUUACUGCGCUGGCUGCUUUGGCUUUAUCUUCUUGGUUUAUCUAUCGCCAGCAAAGUUGGAACAUUUGGCUUUGGUGUACUUUGGUGGUUUAUCUUCCAGUUUCUUGUACACUGGUGGUAUUGGACUGAAAUACAUUGCCCUUGGUGAUGUGUUAAUUUUGAUCAUCUUUGGACCGAUUUCGGUCUUAUUCGCCUAUAUGGCCCAAACCGGGCAUGUAGAAUGGAUGACCAUCUACUACGCUAUUCCGCUGGCAUUGAAUACGGAAGCCAUUUUGCACAGUAAUAACACUCGUGAUGCUGAAUCCGACAAGAAAGUAGGAAUCGUCACGCUGGCUAUCCUGAUAGGGAGAACGGCCUCCUAUAUCCUGUAUGCACUGCUAUUGUUCACGCCGUAUGUGAUGUUUGUGGUGCUGGGGGUGAAGUAUUCCGGUGCGUUCCUGCUGCCUAUGGUCACUCUUCCGCAGGCGUUUAAAAUUGAGAAACAGUUUCGUAAUGAAGCUACCCUUCACGGAGUGCCCAGGCAAACGGCUAAGCUGAAUCUGUUCUUCGGGAUCCUGUACGUUGUGGCUUGCUUCUGCGCUUCACAGUUACCGUUCAUCACAAGAAAAUAGGAUAGGUUUUAAAUGUCCGGUGUGAGAAGAUCUGAGAUCACCGCUGUCGUCGUACUUAUAGAAUAUUCGAUACGUCACACUCGCAGCGAUUAUCGGCCGGUUGGUAGCUUGCGUGGUUCCACGAGGGUUUAUGUAUGCAUGCUGACAUAACCCAGUCAAUUACACACAAACAAGAAAAAUUCGCUGGUUGCAAAUUGACUUCGUUCUCUAUCGACACAAGUCUUACUUAUUGCAUGACUUGUUUGAAACUCUAUUAGCAAAAAUACUUUCAAAGACUUAUUUUUCAAAUAUUUUUGAAACAAUUAUUUAAUUCUGAAAUAUUUUACUUAAAUUACUAUACUAACACACUGGAUACUGUUACUUAUUCACGCUUCUGAAAAAUUUAUUUAUUGUUACCGCAACUUCAGACGACCGAGAAUCGCUGCCCGCAAAACAAAUCUGUACUGAACAAAUGCGCCCAUUUGUGAAACCGAUUCCGAUUCAGUUUCGUUUACUCAAGACUGUUUUUACCAUACUGUUCUCCUAAUACUGAUCUACCGCAGCGGUAGGCUGGUUGUGUUGAAUUUUCUUGGCAAAUGGGGUGGCAUGGGAUGUCGAACGAUGCUGACUGUUGGUCAAUUGGCUUGAACACAUUUUUGGGGAGUUGUGUCGAUUUGAUGCUUCGGAAAAAUCACAUGCAGUUUGUGCCCCGGACCAGCUCUGCGAUUUUUUAUUCACUUCUACUGGAUGAAUUUACUGACACUGACGAUAACUUCUGUCAAUGAUAAUACUUUACCAUAGUUUCCUUAUUGUCAAUUCAUUAUGAUCCAUGGAAUCGAAAAUAUUUUAAUAUCAUUAAUGCACGACACGCGCAAGGCGCAACACAACACAAUAACAAUACAUUUGUUAGUCAGAACAAUAUGAUUUCAGAGCUACUCCUCAAACUUAAAAAUAGUUAAAGCUAAUAAUAAUCCAUAUAGUGGAAAUGGCUCUAAUGUUGUCCUAUGGAUCUAAAGAUUGGGCCCAUCGAUAAAAAUCUCCUGUUCUUCAAUUUAUCUUAGAACAAUGCGUUAUCUGGACAAUACAAAUGGAUAUUUUUCCUUUACAAUUUAUGUAUGGGAUCAAUGUUAGGGACAGCUAGGCCGACAUUUAGGACAUCAAUAUUUAACAAACACGAUUAAGAUCAGUCAACAUCGUUCUAGUCCGUGUGCCCAAAAUCGACACAACAGUAGAUGCGCACUAGUUAUUAAUAAUUUAUUCUUACGACAAGUUAAACUAUUUUCAAUGUUUUAUAGAUUACAUAUCCUGUGCCUAGUUGUUGAUUAGUCUAUAAAUGAAUCGUAAUCGGUUGUUUUCAGGGCAUUUUAGAUUGAAUGAUGGAGUAUUUCGCUACUACUGCCUGAUCUACUUCUUAGAAUCGGUUUAUUCCUUUCCCAGAACACAUUACAAAAUCAGAGGGUCAGACGGUCAUCGCCGAAUACACACCUUAUAUAGACAACAAUUCCUAGUUUGAAUAAACCCGAGCGUGAAAGCACCCCCUACUGAGGGAUAAAUAGCGUGGGAUUGCGUCUAAGUGCAUGUCGAAUAUACGUACCUACGUUGAAAAUCCAAUGUUCUCUCUAGCACACUUUACCUUUAUUAGAGAAUCUCUUGCCAAAAUUGUUGUUUGGAAAGCAAAACAGUUUAGUACAUCAGGAACGCUCGCAUAGCAUAAACCACGUUGAUAUUUUGUUAUUCGAAUGUUGUUUAAAUACUCUUUGCUUCCAGUUUUUGUUUGUUUUAUUAAGACUGUUCCAAUAAGGGAGGUGCUGCCUCUGAAUGCUCGGGUUGCAACUACAUAUCAAAUACCGGAACAUAUUUGAUCACUAGAACCAUUUAAACCAAAAGUGAAACCCCACCCGAACGACAACAAAAAGAACAAAAAAAAAAUCAAACAAAAUGAAUGAUCGUACUUAAAAUUAACAAUUAAGGAACUUCCUCUGUAUCAUUAUUAUAUGAUUAAUUGCCAUUGGAUUGGUAAGCUGGAACUGAAAUGGUAAAAAUUCCAGUUUGUAUUAGACUCGAACGAAAUUGAUACCAGUGCUACUUUAUUGUGCUGGAAUGAAUGGGACUUAGGGAAGUGAGCGACAAUAAUUAGCUAUACUAAGUAAUAUAAAAAUAUAUCGAGAUCCACCAGUAAGAAUAAUUAACACGAAUCUACCAAUCAUGCAUAACAGAUUUCUUAUAAUAGUUUCAAUCGUGGAUGGUAGGAAGUGACUCCUCUCUGAACAACCUACAUAAUCAAUAUGUUAUCGAUAUUUACAAUGUAAGUCUCAACCAUUAUUGCAAACUAUGAGCCCGUUGACGAAGAACACUACCUAUCUGUUGAUUAUUCAAACAGAGUUAUACAUUUAUAAGAGUGUCUCCCAGAGAGGAAAAGCAUUCUUACAUAGUUAUAUGGAACUGCUCCAUUCAACUUCUACGUAGAGGUAUUCUGAAUACAUUCAAUCUCGGUUAGCAGAAACAAUGGCAUAAUUAUUUAUCGCUCUGAAUACAUAAACAGCUUGCAGGAAAAAUAAAACAAAACUACAUUGUUAGAUUAAAAAAAAACGUGCAUAUAACUUCUGCCCAUAUAAGCAUAACUACUGUCCCAUCUCUGCUCGAUUUUCUAUUCAUAUGGGACAGCUAUGCUUUUAUGAGCAGUAUUCUGUUCGAAAGUGCAAUUAGGAACGUACACAAUGUUACAAGCAGCUAUUGUUUAUAAAAAAACAUGCAACGUUUGAA
This is a messenger RNA of Ochlerotatus camptorhynchus, 4218 nucleotides long. It is a transcript of the gene heix, whose product is annotated as UbiA prenyltransferase domain-containing heix. Gene Ontology annotation, cellular component: Golgi membrane; endoplasmic reticulum. Gene Ontology annotation, molecular function: prenyltransferase activity. Gene Ontology annotation, biological process: menaquinone biosynthetic process; vitamin K biosynthetic process. The transcript has 3 exons. NCBI's taxonomy places the organism in Eukaryota, Metazoa, Arthropoda, Insecta, Diptera, Culicidae. The record is from RefSeq and is a predicted model, not a curated record. Bases 475 to 1476 code for a protein of 333 amino acids.